Messenger RNA from Anguilla anguilla (European eel), 6944 nucleotides. RefSeq names its product hamartin-like. Lineage: Eukaryota; Metazoa; Chordata; Actinopteri; Anguilliformes; Anguillidae. Gene Ontology annotation, biological process: negative regulation of TOR signaling; negative regulation of cell population proliferation; regulation of cell cycle. The coding region runs from base 433 to 4203 and encodes 1256 amino acids. Gene Ontology annotation, cellular component: TSC1-TSC2 complex. The transcript has 22 exons. The record is from RefSeq and is a predicted model, not a curated record.
GCGAAAGCCGCCUCACUCCAACACAUCCCUCCACCCGGAGAAAACAAUACGUAGAGUUUCCAGUGGUAUUUCAACAUUUAUACCUGUAUACCGGUGCCAUUUUCAAACAACAAACGAGUGUCAUGAAUGGAAAACAACUCGAAAGUAUCACAAUUGCAUUUCACAGGUUUCCCAGUUAGCAAGAAGUUAGUCUGGAGCGGUUGAGGAUUAUUUUGUCUGUGCGGCAGCGGAAGAGGACUGCAGAGGGUGUGGGCGUGCGGUGUUCAAGAUGGCGGCGCCCUAUGGAGUGGAUCUGCUCUGAUAGUGGUGCCUGAGGACGGGAUUGGCGGGCGGUCGCGGGACCCCGCCCCGUUAGGGCAGGAAACUGAGAGUGACGACGGUGACCCCUCCCCCCGUCCCCCCCGUCCCCAUCCCCCCCGCCACCGGGACGCCAUGGCUCGGGACCAGCCGAACGUGGGCGACCUCCUUCCGCUGCUGGAAUCCUCGGACCUGCGCCAGCUGGACCAGGUCAAGGCCCUCAUCACCGAGCAGCUGAGUGCAGACCGAGGCUCUGUGCUGCUAAAUGGGCUGGUGGAUUAUUACCUGGAGACCAGCUCCUCCCAGGCCCUGCAGAUCCUGACCUCUGUGAGGGAGCCACACGACAAGCACCUCCUGGACAAGCUGAACGAGUGCCUGUCCAAGCCAGCCAGCCGCCUGCCCACCCUCACCCUCCUGGGCCACGUGGUUCGCAAGCAGCCCUCCUGGAUCCACAGGAUCACCCGCUUCCCCCUGCUCGCCUCGCUGCUCAAAUGCCUCAAGACGGACUCGGACGUGGUGGUCCUCAUAACUGGGGUUCUGGUGCUGAUCACGCUGCUGCCCAUGAUCCCGCAGGCGGGCAGGCAUUACCUGUACGAGUUCUUCGACGUCUUCGGCCGCCUGGCCGCCUGGAACCUGCGGAACCAAGGUCAUGUGACGGAGGUGUUCCUGAUCCACCUGCACGCCAGCGUGUACUCUCUCUUCCACCGGCUGUAUGGCAUGUACCCCUGCAACUUCAUCUCCUACCUGCGCUCCCACUACAGCAUGAAGGAGAACAUGGACGCUUUUCAGGAGGUGGUGAAGCCAAUGCUGGAACAUGUACGGAUUCACCCAGAAUUAGUGACUGGAAACAAGGACCAUGAGCUGGACCCCACCAGGUGGAAGAAGUUUGAGAUCCACGACAUCGUCAUCGAAUGUGCCAAAGUGUCCCUGGACCCCAAAGAGGCUUCAUGUGAGGAGGGCUACUCCGCCCUGCCCGACCACGGCCCCACCCCUCUGCAGCCCCGCCCCCCGGACACCGCCCCCAACCGGGACACCGCUCCCAACCGGGACACCGCCCCCAGCCCCUACGCGGACCUGCAGAGCAGUUAUGGAAGCUCCUCCUCCACCUCCUACUGCGACCCCCGCCAGACCCUACCCCCACUUCUGCCCCCGCUCUCAGGGACACAGCCCCCCCACGACAGCCCCCACGUCCCCCAACGGCAGACACAGAUCCUGAGCUGUGAUGUCACUUCCUCCGGUGUGACGAAUGACCCCAUCUGGAGCCCCUCCUCAAUCUGCGGCAUGGCCACACCCCCCUCCUCUCGGGGCAUCUCCCCCACCAACGCCUCGGAGCUUUCCCAGAGUGCCUCUCACUUCCCCAGCCAUGCCCACGCCAUGCCAGCAGCUGGGAAAGGACCGCCCUCCUCCUGCACCCCUGCCGCCUCUUCACCACACCCCUCCCUCACAGAGGAGCGUCUGCACGCCCUGCUCCCCAACACGGCCAGCCCGCCAAGACGCAAGGGCCGUAGAGCCAGGGAAUCCUGCAAGCCCUGCCUGAAGAGGCAGGAGCCAAUCAGAGAGCUGGAGAGAGGCAGCAGCGCGGACGCAGACAGCCGAGGUGGUGUCUGUGAGGGUGCACGCAUGAACCUGACGGAGGUGUCGGCCUUCGUGAAGAAGCAGGAGCAGGAGCAGCAGCAGCGUGCGGAGACGGAGCGGGAGGAGGCCAUCACCGAGGAGCUGCUGAAGAUCACCCAGGACCAGCGGGACGUCCCGGCCCCGCGGGGCUUCGACUCGCCCUUCUACCGCACCACCGAGACUCUGACGGGUGCCCAGGAGAAGCCCUCGCCCGCCCCCCCGGGCCCUCGCCCCCCCUGCCCGGGACAGGCGCCGUCCGCGCCCGACAGGACGGAGGAGGCGCCCGCGGCCCUCUUCGCCCCCAUCGACCGCCCCGCCCCCGCGGGCCGACCCCCCCGCAGCCCGCCGGCCCCCGAGGAGGAGGGGGGCGCGGCCGCCCCGCCCAAAUACGGCCCCUUCUCCCCCCCCAGCCCCUGCAAGACUCCGCCCCCUGCCUACAGGGACCUGUUCGACCUGGCGCUGCCCAAAGCCGCCUCCCUGUUCGUGGGGCGGCGGACCGCGGAGGCGGCGCGGCGGGCCGGGGAGGGGCGGAGACCGGAGGAGGGGCAGGGGGAGGGGCUUUGGGAGGGGGAGGGGUUUACCACCACCGAGUCCCCCUUGGAGGUGCUGGACCGCCUCAUUCAGCAAGGCAGCGACGUCCACGGCAAGAGAUCACCUUUGCCGAGCAGGUCAGCUGAUUGGAACCAUUUUGGAGCAGGCUCCGCCCCCUGGGACGAGCUGCAGACGCUGCGCAGCCAGCUGCUCCUGCUGCACAGCCAGCUGCUGUACGAGCGCUACAAGAGGGAGCAGCACGCCGUGCGCAACCGCCGCCUGCUGCGCCGCAUCAUCAACGCCACCGCGCUGCAGGAGCACAACAACGCCAUGAAGGACCGGUUGAGCCUGCAGACGGUGGACAUCUCAUCCCUGAGGGACAGCCUGCAGGUGGAGCAGCGGAGGUACCGGCAGCUGUGGGCUGACAGGGAGACGGUGGUGACCUGCCUGCACAACCAGAUACGGCAGCUUCAGCAGGCCCGCGAUGAGUACUACAGCAGGACCCAGGAGCUGCAGAGCAAGCUUCAGGAAUACCAGAAGAGGAUCGGAGAGUUGGAGGCGGAGCUACAGAGGGCCAAUUACAAGGUGUGCCACACGGCACACCAGCUCGACCAGCUGUCCGUCAAGCUGAGCAACGGUGAGAAUGCACAGCAGCAGAUGGCUUUCCUGAACAAGCAGCUGUUGCUCCUGGGGGAGCUCAACAGGCUGUGUGUGGAGGAGAUGCAGCACUCCGGCCAGGACAGCAAGAAGGAGGCGCAGAUGCUGCAGGCCUCCUCGCUGUCAGACCUGGAGAAGCUGCGGCAGGGCCUGGUGCAUUGUGGGCAGGGCCUGGAGGCUGCCCAGCAGCGUGUGGGGGAGCUGGAGUCCCAGCUGGCUAAGAAGGAGCACCUGAUCGCCGAGCAGAAGAAGUUUCUGGAGGACGUGAAGGGUCAGGCCAGGGCGGAGCUCCAGGCCUCAGAGAGCAGGUUUCAGACUCAGAGGAAGCUCACGCAGACCCUGCAGUCUGAGCUGCUCCAGCUGUACAGCCGCCUGGAGACCGAGAGCCCGGACACUGCACCAGGGGGCGCCACCGAGUCCUGCGGUCCCCACAAUGCCAGGCCAGAAGAGGGCAGUAGCUCAGUGUUGGAUGGGCAAGUAAAUGCAGAUGUCCAAGACAACGUGGAUGGGGGUCUGUCCGACUCUCAAAGGAGCAACAGUAGCACUUUAUCACCCGGGAAACCGCAGGCGCCCCCAACGCCAAACUCUGUCAAUGGUCGACGGGAGCACCCCAAACCCCUGCCGGCGUCCCCUCCGUCUCACCUCCCCUCCACGCCCCCCUCCAGGCUGGCCGACGCCCCGCUCGCCGUGGGCUCGGGCCCCAGCGAAAAGAGCUUCCUGGGCAUUCAGGCCCGCGAACUGUUCCGCAACAAGAGCGAGAGCCGGGGCGAGGAGGGGGCGGAGCCUGUGGCCACGCCCCGCCUGUCCGGCCUCUCCCAGGGCCUGAAGACUGAGCUCUGUGUGGAGCCCGCAGGGAGCACCAGCCCUGCCCCCCCCUCCAAGGGCCCCGCUCCCCCCUCAAAGGGCCCUGCCCCCCCCUCCAAGAGCCCCGCCAAGGAGCCACAGGUGGCUGCACAGCAGAGGACCAAGGACAGGCCAGGGGGCGGGGCCAGAGGCAGGGGAGGGACUGUGGGCGGGGCCGGCCAGGCCCAGCAAAGGCAGCCACAGCAGCAGCGAAGGCUGCGAAUCAUGGACUACAACGAAACGCAUCAUGAGCACAGUUAAGGUUGGAGGGCGGGGGGGAGGGGAAGAGAGAGAGAGAGACAGAGAGAGUGAGAGAGAAAGAGACACACCGCAGGACUGGACAUUUUGAAUUCAGUGUUACUGCUACCAUUCCUGGAUUGGAGAACAGAAUUUUAGCAUCAGUUCAUUCACCCAUACAGACAGAGGAAAGCACCACAACCACCACAACUACCCCCCACUGACACACACACAUGCAGACACACGCAUACAAAAUCACACACACCACACACACACACAUACACACUCUCUCACACACAUGCACACACACGCACACUCACACACAUGCACACACUCUCUCACACACACAACAUGCACACACACACACAAACCACUUUGUUCCGGUGAGUCUGGUUCUUUAGACUUCACCCAGUAUGGGUGUGGCAUAACAGGGCUGCAAUAGCACACUGUCACCAGCAGGGGGAGUAAAGGCUCACACUCAACAGCACCAAUAGCGCUGCUGUCCAUUCAGUGAGAUCUCUUUUCACACAGAUUAAUGCUAUGGUUUUAUUUAUUUGCUUCUUCAAAUUCUGACUACUCCAAAAGAAAGAAGCGCCUGCAGUUAUGGAACACUAAGCAUGUUUAGGACCCUGGUGCAAAUACGUUUUACUGAAUUUGGCAGGGUGUGUUGGGAUGCUCGCAGGGGGUGUACUUUCGCCAGUCAGGACUGGUCAGGAACAGCUGUGGUGUGGAGUGUGAUGUAACAGGAAGUGAGGUAUGGAAGCAGGGGCGGUUUUUUAAUACGCCUGGAAGUAAAGGCAGGAAUUUGGGCAGCGUGCGACAAAGCCUGGGAGAAUGAAACGGGGUUGAGACGGACUGCGGAGUGUCUGCGCGUUAGCCUUAGCGCGUUAGCGCUGAACCAAAAUUAAGCAGCUGUGCUUAUUUACAGGCCUGGCUGGCUUCCAGUUUGGUACCACUUAGUCGAUCUGUCCCAGUCUGUCUACCCUGUUUUAUUAAUGAGGAAACGCACAGUAUUACAGACAGGAAGUAGAAGCCUGUGAUAAACAAGAAAGCAGGAAGUGAGACUGUGUCCUGGUGUCAAGGUCUGGGGCAGCCGGACCAUUUUAAUUUGAGGUUGCAUUUUUAAGGUAUUUAUUAUUUUUGCACUACCCCCACCCCCUCAGCACCAAGAGCUUUUUUUUACUGCAGGGAAAAGCUGUACAGGUCCUCAUCAGUGUGAAAUUCUCAAAGGAUUGACUGUUUUUGACCGAAAAUAGUUUUUAUGUUUUUUUCUUUACCACUAACCCCGCUAAAAAUUAGAGGGGUUUGGGAUUAAACGGAUUGGACGUGGAAAUGUCACAUGACCGGGAAGUGGCCCUUUCCGUCGUCAUGCACACCAUGUUCUAGAAAACACAAACCCGUUCAUAUCCAUCUGAAGGUUGACGUUACGCAAUAAUCGGUCGUGAUGCCCUCAAGUCAUCCCUGCCAGACGGGGGCGCUGUAGGAAGCUUGUGUGAUUUUUACUGCAGGAUGGCAGUACCUAUAAAACAUAGAAGCAGCAAUAAUGAGCAUAGCCGUUUGCUUGUUUAACAUCAUGCUUCGGGGCCAAAGUUUCCCCCUUUACCUUUACAAAGUCAUUAUGUGUGGGCUUGAUGCUUUUCUUCCAGCAAACAAUGAGUACUCAUCUGUGAUUGGUCCAAAUGUUUUCACAUUGGGAGAUUGGCCAAUCAGAGGAGAAAGAGUAUUGCACAUGUGAGAAAGUGACCCACUGCUCACCCCAGGGUCAUGCAACGUUGGUCAUGUUUCCCUGCAGUAUUGAACUACAUUACCCAGAGAGCCUGUGUUUCGUCUCUGUGGCUCCAGCGCACUGCCUCUAAACAUGGCUGUGUGUUUUGUAGGCUUUGCAUUUUGCCAAAAUGACCCCACCCUGAGGAAAGACGGUUUGCUGGUUUAUGUGCUGAAAAUUGUCUCUCUUUGCCAUCGUGAGAUGAUCAGUUUAUCAAGGAAAGUGCUUUUAAUUCCUUACCUUUUCAGAAAGAAUGUCUGUUUCAUUUCUGUACUCUGGACAUUGUGCUUGCCAAGGUUUGAGGGAAACAAGCGUACAUCUGUUUGCAAUGUAUUCAGAUGCGUUCUUAUACACAGCACCUUUACCUCUGCCUAUUGACCUUUGCCCUUAGCUGAUUCGUUGAAUGCCCAUAGAAUCCACUUGUGGUCUGAACUGAUUGAGCUGAUUAAGUUGAUUUGUUAACAGAAAAAAAAGGUUUGCCCUUAAGUGUUUACAGUCACCUUCUGUCAAUCAAAUUUUGCCCCACCCCUACGUGAUGACUUGUUCAGCCAGAAUGUAGUAUGGUUUGUGUUGUUCUCUAAUUGCUCUUCUGUUUCAGCAAUACAUUUUAUUAGUUUCAGGUAUUCACAUUGAUAUGUAUGGUUAAGGAGUAUGCAUUUUUGGACUGAAAGCUGAGUUGUUGUUUUUUCCAUUUAACUUUCCAAAUGAUACAAAUCCUGUUGAUCGCUGAAAGCCGUUUUUCUGUUCGCCUUGCUGUCAUAAGCAUGUACAACAAUCCCAUGUUUAAAUGCCAAUAAUAGGAUUUACGAAGAACUGAGGUAACUACUGUACGGUACAAUCAGUGCAAGCUGAAAUCGGAGGAAUUGGAGGGGUGGACUCUUGGAGGGGUUUGGAGCAGGAGGUUCUGAAAACCGAUGAAAAAGGAAGUUCUUUAAAGCAGCUGCUUGUGUUUAACUGUGAACAAUAAAAAUAAAAAUGGUCUUCAAUGUUUUGCACUACA